AUGUCGCGCCCAGCCAUUAACCACAACAUCUCGUUCGACGAGAGCAACAUACAGCAGCAGCCCCGCCGCCAGCAGGCUCCCCAGCCGGGACAGUAUGCGCCCAACCAACAGCAGCAGUCUCAGCGCCAACAGGGGCCUCCAGUUCCUCGGAAGGGCUCCGUUGCAAAGAGCGAUGGAGCCACUACAUACACGCAGAAUGUCCCCACGCUUGGCUACGAGGAGGCAGGCUAUGGUGCUGGCUUUUCCGGUGCCGCAGGUGCCGGUGCCGACGUCAGGAGGAAGAAGAGCAUGGUUCGCCCCGAGCGCGAGCGCAUCGAGCCUGGACAUCGCCACUACCACUACCGCGAGCACGCGGCCGACGACAACAUUCCUGUCCAGCCCAGUGCUACUGGUAACCAGCCGUACGCACCAGGACGCGCCGAGUCUUCGGGCCUGCGCCGCGGCAAGUCGGUGCUGGGACGUGACGACGAUGAACACCACCACAACGAAUCCGGUUUGAACCUGUUCAAGCGUGGCGCAACCAUCCGCCGCAAGGCAUCGCGUGCCGCGCCUCGACCUGUCACCGCCGCUGCACCCGUGGAGCCUACCAAGCCCCGCGGCUGCUGUGCCGGUAUCGCUCCCGGCCCAGUGGACGGUUGGAUGAUCUACUGCUUUGUCAUGACCUGCUGGAUUCCCAACUUUAUCAUCUCGGGUGUCUUUGGCAAGAAGACUCCCGAAGCCCAGCGCGCAUGGAGGGAGAAGAUGGGUAUCGUCUUUAUCUGUGCCUUCUUCAUGGCCAUUGUCGGUUUUAUCACUUUCGGUUUCACCCAGACUGUCUGCGGUGAGCAAGGUCUUCGCAUCAAGGGCGGCAACGUCGACAGCGGCUCUGUCGUUAUCAACGGUUACGACUAUGACUUUUCCAACUGGUCGCACCCUGCAGCCGGCAGCGAGUUCAACGGCUCCACCAACCCCAUCUGGAUGGACGGCUGGAUGGCCGGUGGCAAGGACAUUUCGUUCAUGUUCCAGGUCAACGUCAACAAGAACUGCUAUGGCCUGAUCACUGCUGCCAACACGACUUCCAUCACCACCAGCGGUGACCAGCUCGCCUGGUAUUUCCCUUGCAACAUGCACUCGCAAGACUCUGCCCUCCCGGUCAACCAGACUGGCUACGAGUCGUCCACCAACUGCCACGCCACCGACACUGCCCGUACGGAUUUCGCCGCGGAAUCAGCCGCCGGUAUCGUCUACUACACUUGGGCCCAGGUCGCCAACUCGUCCAGGAAUCUUGCGGUCUACAAGGGCUCGGUCAUUGACCUGGGGCUCCUGCAGUGGUUGAACACGGACCAGGUCACCUACCCGGCGCUUUUCGACACGAUGAAGUCGGGCAACGAGACCUUCCAGGGCCGCGACAUUUCGGCGAUCAUGACCCGUUCUGGAUGGGAAAAGGAGGCCUCGUGUCUCGUCGACGUUGUCCGCGUCGGUUUCGUCGACUCGAUCACCAUUGGCUGUGUCGCCUCGGACAUUGUCCUGUACGUCUCGCUCGUCUUCAUUCUCGGUGCUGUCGGCAUCAAGUUUGUCAUGGCGCUCUACUUUGGCUGGUUCCUCAGCUGGCGCAUGGGCAACUUUGAGGGCGAGAGCUACCAGGAGCGCAUGAAGCGUGCCGAGGAGAUUGAAAACUGGACAGACGACAUUUACAAGGCUGCUCCGGGCUACCUCCGUCCCAACGCCAGAGACUCCCAGUUCCGCAGCACUGCCCCGAGCAGGAAGGGUCAUUUCCUCCCCACGCAGUCGCGUUUCUCAAAGGCCGACACGAUGAUGGUCAGCCAGUCGCGCCCCACCACCGCUUACGGCCAGGGCAGCCUCGACGUGCCCCGCCGCCAGACCUCGAGCGUUUACGGUCGCACCAACAACCUCCGUGCUCGCGACACUCCCCCAGGCUCGCCCAUGCUUCGUGGUUCGCGCUCGUCGACCUCGCUGCCCUUCCGUGACGACUCGAUCUACGCCAACGACUCUGGCUGCCCCUGGCCUCUCACCAACGUCGUCCCGCAGCCUGCUCCCGACUUUGAGCCGUUCGGCUACCCCUUGGUCCAUUCGCUCUGUCUUGUUACUGCCUACUCCGAGUCGAUCGAGGGUCUGCGCACCACCCUCGACUCGAUUGCGACCACCGACUACCCCAACUCUCACAAGCUCAUUCUCGUUGUUUGUGACGGUAUGGUCCGUGGUUCUGGUUCCAAGGAGUUUACGCCCGACAUUGUGCUUAGCAUGAUGAAGGAGCUGGUCGUUCCCGAGUCCGAGGUCGAGGCCCACUCGUACGUUGCCAUUGCCGACGGCCACAAGCGCCACAACAUGGCCAAGGUCUAUGCCGGUUUCUAUGCCUACGACAACGACACUGUCGAGCCCUCCAAGCAGCAGCGCGUCCCCAUGGUCCUCGUCGCCAAGACUGGUAACCCCCUCGAGCGCAACGAUGCCAAGCCCGGUAACCGUGGAAAGCGUGACUCGCAGAUCACCAUGAUGGGCUUUUUGCAAAAGGUCAUGUUCGACGAGCGUAUGACCACGUUCGAGUACGAGUUCUUCAACGCCAUCUGGCGCUGCGCUGGUGUCACUGCCGACAAGUACGAGACGGUUCUCUGUGUCGACGCAGACACAAAGGUCUUCCCCGACUCGCUCUCGCGCAUGAACGCCUGCCUGGUCAACGACACUGAGAUUAUGGGUCUUUGCGGUGAGACCAAGAUUGCCAACAAGCGCGAGACUUGGGUCACCAUGAUCCAGGUCUUUGAGUACUACAUCUCGCACCACUCGACCAAGGCGUUUGAAUCCGUCUUUGGUGGUGUCACCUGUCUGCCCGGUUGUUUCUCAAUGUACCGCAUCAAGGCUCCCAAGGGCGCCACUGGCUACUGGGUCCCCAUCCUCGCCAACCCGGACAUUGUCGAGCACUACUCGGAGAACGUUGUCGACACGCUUCACAAGAAGAACCUGCUGCUUCUCGGCGAGGACCGUUACCUCUCGACGCUGAUGCUCAAGACGUUCCCCAAGCGCAAGAUGGUCUUCUGUCCCCAGGCCGUGUGCAAGACCGUUGUCCCCGACACGUUCAGGAUUCUGCUGUCGCAGCGUCGUCGCUGGAUCAACUCGACCAUUCACAACCUGUUCGAGCUCAUGCUCGUCCGCGACCUGUGUGGUACAUUCUGCUUCUCCAUGCAGUUUGUCGUCUUUAUGGACCUGAUCGGUACCCUCGUUCUUCCCGCCGCCAUCUCGUUCACCCUCUACAUUAUCAUCAUCUCGAUCAUUCCUCAGAGCGUCACCGGCACCCCGACCCCUGUCCUGUCGCUCAUUCUGCUCGCCUUUAUCCUUGGUCUGCCCGGUGUCCUCAUCGUGGUCACCAGUCGCAAGGUUGUCUACGUCGGCUGGAUGUGCAUCUACCUCCUCUCGCUUCCCGUCUGGAACUUGAUCCUCCCUGCCUACUCGUUCUGGCACAUGGACGACUUCUCAUGGGGUGAGACGCGUAAGAUUGAGGGCGAGGCCAAGACCGCCGAGAGCCACGGUGACAAGGAGGGCACGUUCGACUCGAGCCACAUUGUCAUGAAGCGCUGGAUCGAGUUUGAGCGCGAACGUCGUUGGCGCGAGGGUACCAUGUCGCGCGACUCAUACACGGACAUUAUCCUGCGCGAAAACUCCCCCGCCAACGGACGCAGCAACAACCGCUACUCGUACGUCUCCACCAGCGAGACCUAUGGCAGCGGCCUCAACAUGGGCGACUCGCGCCAGUACCAGAGCACCGAGAGCGACCAGCCCGAGGGCAGUUACCUCGCCCCCUCGGAGUCUGGCUACUCGACCAACGGCACCGGCCCCAGCCGCUCGCCCAUCGCGGGUUCGUCGUCAAACUACCGCGGAUACAGUAGGGACGAGGAACAGCCCAUGCUCCAGUCCUCGCCAUCCAACCAGACCGGCUACGAGCUCGACGAGCACUACGUCACCCCCUCGAGAUCGAGCCGACAGUCCCAGCCUCCACCCACUUCCCGCGGCGUCGCCCUCGUGGACCCCGGGUACAUUGCGCAGGGCGCACAAGACCCCGUCCGCCGCGUCGCCCGCAACUCGCACCAGCGUAGGACCAGCUCGGGCCGCCACGCCGUCGUGUCCCCUACAACGAGCAGCAGCCACGCAUCGAGCUUGCCCCCCGGUGCGGCGCCUGCUCGAAUCUAA
Molecule: messenger RNA, 4176 nt
Organism: Apiotrichum porosum
Lineage: Eukaryota; Fungi; Basidiomycota; Tremellomycetes; Trichosporonales; Trichosporonaceae
Gene: CHS3
Product: Chitin synthase, class 3
Exons: 2
Coding region: 1-4176 (1391 amino acids)
Cellular component (GO): cell periphery; cell septum
Molecular function (GO): chitin synthase activity
Source: RefSeq, a predicted model, not a curated record